UCUCUCUCCCCGUCCCAGGUUAAUGCACUUGUUCGUCCUCUGCCUGCAAGCCCAGGUAACUGUUCAGUCCCCACCUAAUUUUACACAGCAUGUGAGGGAGCAGAGCCUGGUGACAGAUCAGCUCAGCCGGCGGCUCGUCCGUACCUACCAGCUGUACAGCCGGACCAGCGGGAAACAUGUGCAGAUCUUGGACAACAAGAAAAUCAAUGCGAUGGCAGAGGAUGGAGAUGUGCAUGCCAAGCUCAUCGUGGAGACGGACACCUUUGGGAGCCGUGUGCGCAUCAAGGGAGCGGCCACAGGUUUCUACAUCUGCAUGAACAAGAAGGGGAAGCUGAUCGGCAAGAGCAACGGCAAAGGCAAGGACUGUGUCUUCACGGAGAUUGUCCUGGAGAACAACUACACGGCGCUGCAGAAUGCCAAGUACGAGGGCUGGUACAUGGCCUUCACCCGCAAGGGCCGCCCGCGCAAGGGCUCCAAGACCCGGCAGCACCAAAGGGAGGUGCAUUUCAUGAAGAGGCUUCCCAAGGGCCACCAGACCACUGAGCCCCACAGACGCUUUGAGUUCCUCAACUACCCCUUCAACCGGAGAAGUAAAAGGACUAGAAACUCCAGCUCCAAGGUGGGCCCUUGAUGAGCCCAUCUCUGGCCGCACCUCUCCUGGAGGACUCUCCUCUGAGCUUGCUGGACUAUUUGUAGAGACUUUCCCAUAUGGGUAUUAAACAAAACACAAAAAAAGGGUGGGGGGAAGAUAAAAGAAAUUACCUGCUCUAGUUGUUGAUAAUUUGGGGGGGGGUUGUUUGGUUUUUACAAAAAAAAAAA
This is a messenger RNA of Leptosomus discolor (cuckoo roller), 819 nucleotides long. NCBI's taxonomy places the organism in Eukaryota, Metazoa, Chordata, Aves, Leptosomiformes, Leptosomidae. The record is from RefSeq and is a predicted model, not a curated record.